UGGAACGAGAAGAAGGAAAAUUCAAAUGUAUUUUUCUAACAUGUGUUUGAGGUAGAAAAAGUUUAGUUUAAAAUUGUUUUUCAUUUCUUUUGUUUAUUGCUCUUGCUUUUGGAAGCUGGCACCUGUUAUAGUGUGCCUCAGAAAUGUUCUUUCAUAUAUCUCUUGAACAUGAAAUUCUGCUCCAUCCACGGUAUUUUGGUCCAAAUCUUCUUCAGACAGUCAAACAAAAAUUGUUCACGGAGGUUGAAGGGACUUGCACAGGAAAAUAUGGCUUUAUCAUUGCCGUGACCACCAUUGAUAACAUUGGCGUUGGUGCCAUUCAACCUGGCAGAGGCUUUGUUGUCUAUCCAGUGAAAUAUAAGGCAAUUGUAUUCCGACCGUUUAAAGGCGAAGUCUUGGAUGCCAAAGUGACGCAAGUCAACAAGGUUGGAUUAUUCACAGAGAUUGGACCCCUUUCAUGUUUUAUUUCACGACACUCCAUACCACCUGAUAUGAAGUUUGAUCCUCAGAGUAAUCCACCAUGUUACAAAACAGAAGCAGAGGAUGUAGUUAUUCAACAGGAGGAUGAAAUACGGUUACGAAUUGUUGGCACCAGAGUUGAUGCCAAUGACAUAUUUGCGAUAGGAUCUCUGAUGGAUGAUUUUCUUGGAGUUGUUGGUGGUUGAAAUGGAAGAUCAGAUGAGUAGUGCACUGUAUUGCAUUGUUUGCUAAUGGCAUUAACAACUCUGAAGUUCAUAAUCUCAGGAAAACUGCUCUGGAGAAAUUUCCCAUUUCACUCUUUUAACCUCUAUUUAUAGGCUUGUAUAUAUUAUUUUUGUAUAUUGCAUUAUCAUAUAUUCAAAACUAGAUGCAGUUAUCACUUUGAACCAAUUUGCUCUGGGGUAUCUUUAAAAAUAUUGGCUUCAACUCGAGGUGAAAACUUGAUCACUUAAUGUAUAAAUCCUAUUAAAGGAAGGAUACUUUUAAAAUAGCUCAGUGAAAUUGGGAUAAAUGUUUGAUCAUUUUACAAAUUAUAAAUUGUCUUUGCGGUUCA
This is a messenger RNA of Dendronephthya gigantea, 1033 nucleotides long. Its product is annotated as DNA-directed RNA polymerase II subunit RPB7. The transcript is spliced from 9 exons. Gene Ontology annotation, molecular function: single-stranded DNA binding; single-stranded RNA binding; translation initiation factor binding. Gene Ontology annotation, cellular component: P-body; RNA polymerase II, core complex. NCBI's taxonomy places the organism in Eukaryota, Metazoa, Cnidaria, Anthozoa, Malacalcyonacea, Nephtheidae. Gene Ontology annotation, biological process: transcription initiation at RNA polymerase II promoter; positive regulation of nuclear-transcribed mRNA poly(A) tail shortening; DNA-templated transcription. The record is from RefSeq and is a predicted model, not a curated record. Bases 144 to 665 code for a protein of 173 amino acids.